Molecule: messenger RNA, 3781 nt
Organism: Paramecium pentaurelia
Lineage: Eukaryota; Ciliophora; Oligohymenophorea; Peniculida; Parameciidae
Source: the annotation of a GenBank genome assembly
AUGAUGCUUAAAAUUAAGUAUUCCUAUAUCUCAACUCAAGUGCUUCGAUCAUAAAAUGUCAUUAGAUUCGAUGCUGAAAUCAAAUAAUCACAUUUGUUAGGGGAGCAAUUUGGAUAAUAGGUGUUUGCCAAACUUAAUCAUUAUCAUAAGCAUAACAUCUUGACUCCAACAAUGUUAAAUCAAAUUCAUAGAUUUUUGGAAAGUUAUGAUUUAGAAGAAACAGUGAGUAUUAUUUGGUUAGAUUGCUAAUCUAAAGGAACAGAUUUGAAAUGUAAUGCAAAUUUUAAUAACAAAUUAGACUUAUAACACUUAUCAUAACAAGAGAAGAUUGAAUAUAUGAGACAAAUAUAAAAUUUGGCAGUCUAUUUUGGAAAAUACAAUAAAAUAUUGAUGCCUGUUAUAACAGGAGAAGCUAGUGGAUCAAUGGCAGCCUUAGCAUGUUCAACUCCAUUUUAAUUUUUUGAUUAAAAAGGAGGAAUACGAUUUAAUGAUGUUAAUAGAGGGUUUGUACCUCAUGCAGGGUAUAUAUAUAUAUAAGAGUAUUAGUGCUUCAUUUCAUUUAUCCAGAUUGCCUGAUUAAUUGGGGUUAUAUUAUGCCUUGACUGGUAGAUGGUUAAAAAAUGAAGAAGCAUUAAACUUGGAAUUGAUAUAUGGAAAUUUGAAGGAUAAAAAUAAAGCUAUUGAUUAUAUCAAUUAGACAAUUUAAUAGUAUAAGACACCAAAUACUCUUUAAAUGUACCCAAAAGAAGUGAAACGUGAAAUUUAAAGUUUUAGAAAAGGAUAAUAGAUAUUCUUAAGAAAAUUGAGUGAAGAAAUGAUGAUUAGAAUGAAAAAUGAAGAUGCAUAAUUAGUAGCAUAAGAAUUAUUAUACAAACUUAAAAGAUUUUAAGAGGAGAAUGUUUUAAAUUAAUAGAAUGAUAAACCUAAGUAAACAAUAGCAAAUCCAUAUCUUCAUUUUAAGACAAUGAAUAUUGAUAGUCUAGAAGAAAUGGGAAUAAUAUCAAGAGAGAAUUUAGUUAAAUUAGAUAAGGCUUUGAUUGCUAGAUGUUUCAGUGGAGAGAGUGUUUAAGAGAUUAUGGAUAAAUUGAAAUCUGAAUAGAGUUAAUUUGCUUAAGAGAUCUUAAAGGAAUUAGAAGCAUAACCAAGAUUAUCUCUUGAACUUACUUUCAAAUUAUUAAGAGAGGCAGAGAAAUGGUAAUGGAGAGAUUGUUUAGUUGCUGAAUAUAAUGUAGCUUCAAAUCUUGCUAAUAGUGGUUUAAUGGAGAAAUAAUAAAGAGUUGAUAACAUUGAUUCUUUUUUCAGUCAUGUUAGUCCUUCUAUUGAUUAUUUACCUGAUGCUCUUGAACCAGUAAGAGACUUUUAUUCUGAAUAUCCUGAGAAUAUUAGAGUUUUUUUGAAUGAGUAAAAUCUUAGAAAGGGAUUAAUUGAUAGAGCUAAUUAAGAAAUUGAUGUAGCUGCUUUUAUGAAGAAUAAUUCACAUUCAAUGGAUGGAUCUAUAAGAGUUUCAGAUUUAAGAAAAAUGAGAGUAGAAAUUGCUUAAUUGAAAAAGGAAGUUAAAAUGAAGAUGGAUAAAUUGAAAAGUAUAGUUGGAUAUGAAGAAAAUCUUAAAAAAUAUAUAGAAGAAAGAUAAAAAUAUUUAAAUGGUAUUAAGGAUUUUGGAUCUCUAUUAGAGGAAUCAAUGAAUUCUUUUUUUGAAAAGGCUAAUUAAGCAAGAUUUAAUAGUUAUGGAAAUGUGGCUAGAAUUGCAUCUGUAAAACCAAAGAGAGAAUUAUUUUCAUUAGUAAGAAAUUCUAUUUUGAAUAACAAAUUAACAGAAGAUUAUGAUGAAAUUGAAAUUUUAAAGAAAUAAUAAGCAUGGAAUAAAUCAAUGUAAAGAUUACUGAUUUUUCCAAAAGAUGAUAGAAAAUCAUUUUAUGAAAAUGAAUUACCAGAAAAAAUAGUUGAUAAAGAAUUAACAGAUUAAAUAUUUAGAGCUAGAGAUAUAAGAAAUAAAUUUUAUGAAACUAGAUAUGGAGAUCUUUAUUAAGAAUUUAGUUAAUAAAUAGAUAAAUUUUAUAAGAAUGUUGUUUAAAAUGUUACAUAAUCUAAUUAAUUUAAUAAUAUAUAGGAGUAUUUAGAAGGGAAAGAAGUUAAAGAGAUAUUAGAUUAAUUAAAAGAGAAUAAAGAAGAAAUAAUUAUUAAUUUAUAAAAAGUACCAAUAGAAUAAGUAAAUAAAGAGGAAUUAAUAAAUUAAAUGAAAUAAGAAAUAGAAUAAUUAAAAUAAAAGGAAGAGAUUCCAUCUACAAUAGAAGAAUUUAUUAAAAGUGAUUAAAAUUUAAGUAAAAUAAUGGAAGAUUUCUUUAGAUGUCCAGAUGAGUUUAAAUCAUUAUAAAUAAUGUUCGAAUAAUUAUUGAUUUAAACUUAUAGAAUGAGAAUGAAAAAAAUUAAACAUUUAAAUGAAUUACCAAUAAUAGAUGAAUAAAUUAAUGAAUCAUUAACCUUAGAUUCUUUUAAGGUUAUUGAAAGUAAUCUUAUGUUUACUUUCUCCUAUAUAUUAUUAUGUAAAUUAGAAGAAAUUUAUUGUUUAUUUAAAUAAGGAGGUAAUUAUGAAGUUUAAGUUUUGAAAUUUUAAUAAGAUUAUGGAUUUUAAAUUUAGAAUUUUAAAUAAUUUGAAAAACUCUUAGAUUAUUUGAAUGAUAAAUUGAGAGCAGCCGCAACAUUAUAUAAUACAUAUAGAUAAAAGACUUUAGUUGAAUCAGAUAAAUUAUUAGAUUAUAUUUUGACUCUUAAAUCUACUAAAUGGCCAAGUUUCAAAUCUAAAGCAAUUUAUACUAAUUUAUUAAGUUUAAAGAUUAAAACUAAUUAUGAAAAUUAAAUUGCUGGAUUAGAAGAAAAACCUAUUAGUUAAACUACUCCUGAUGAUGUUUAUAGUGCCAUAGAAAGUAAAUCACAUAAAAUGAGUAUAUUUUAUAGAUAAAAUUUACCAAAAUAUAGAAGAGGUUAAAUUAUGAGACGUGUUAAUUUUAGAGAUGAUCUUCAUUUGGCUACUAAAAAGGAAAUAGAAAUAUAUGGUAAAAUAUAAGGACUUAAAGCAUAAAAGAAAAAGAGAUUAAUUAUAGGAAUAAAUUAUUAACUUAAAUAAUUGGAUUUAAUUGCAGAAAGAUAAGUUGAAAUUACUCCAAAAGAACUUUAACAAUAAAAAGAAGAUUUAGAAAAAGUAUUGAAAAAGAAAUGGUUUAAUUAUCAACCAAUUGAUUUAUGGUUUAAAGAAUUAGUCUAAGAAACAUUAGAAGAAAUAUAUCAUCCUGAUUUGAUUUUAUCUGAAAAUGAAUUUAAGGAAUAUUUAUAAAUGAGUUUUAAUACAUAAAAGAAACUAUUAGAAUCUUUAAGAGCAGAACUUAUUUUAGGAAUUUAGAAUGAAAGAGAUGAUUUAAUUCAAGAAUAAAAGUAAUUCAUUCUAAUUUAUCAAUUAGAUUCAAUCCAGAAUUACCAGAAAUUUAAAAUUUAGCAUAGUAAUUGACUGUAGCUGAAUCUUUACAUGUUGAAGGACUCAUUGAAGAAAUUGAACCAACUGAAACUUUAUUUGUUGGCAAAAAAGGAACAACUUUAAAAAUAGGAGGAGAAUUACCAAUUCAAUUAAAUGAAACUUAAUAUAGAGAAUUAAGAACUAAAAUGAUUGGAAGAGUUGAAUAUUUAGUAGGUGAAUGGGCUCAAGAACCUAAACUUAUAGAUUAAGUAGAUAUUGAAUUAUUGUAUGAUAAAAUUCAAUAAAUUUAAGAAAAGAAUAGAAAUAAAAAAUGAU